Molecule: messenger RNA, 1247 nt
Organism: Volvox carteri f. nagariensis
Lineage: Eukaryota; Viridiplantae; Chlorophyta; Chlorophyceae; Chlamydomonadales; Volvocaceae
Exons: 8
Coding region: 54-1247 (397 amino acids)
Biological process (GO): tetrahydrofolylpolyglutamate metabolic process
Cellular component (GO): vacuole
Molecular function (GO): gamma-glutamyl-peptidase activity
Source: RefSeq, a predicted model, not a curated record
AUUUCCUCCAGCGACUGAAUUUAGGCGCGUUGGUCUCUAAGCGCCGGGCUACGAUGGCGCGAAGUGCAGCCGUUGGGCUGUUGGCCCUUCUAGCACUCCUCGCAGCAGUGCAAGGAGCGCGUCAAUCUAACAGAAAGGAAAUUGUAGAGUCGCGCAAGAGUGAGCCAACUAAGUACAAGAACACCAAACCAUUGAUCGGCGUCCUCACGCAACCUUGCCAUGACUGCCCCGGAAAGUCUUACAUCGCGGCCGGUUACGUCAAGUGGAUCGAGAUGGGCGGCGGCCGAGCUGUGCCUGUCAGGUUUUAUGCUUCGGACAACGAACUCCAUCGACUCUUCAAGUCGUUGAACGGCCUGGUGUUCCCGGGUGGUCUUACCUGGCUGUGGCUGGACGCGCCGUACGUCAUCGCGGCACGCAAGCUGUUCAACUGGGCAGUGCAGGCUAACGACGCCGGCAAUGUGUUCCCUAUCCACGGCACCUGUCUGGGCUUCCAGCUGCUGCACAUUUUGGCCUCCAACAUUUCCCGCAAUGACCUGCUGGUUGAUACCGACUCAGUGGCGCACCCAACAACGCUAACCUGGCAGCCGUCAGCGGCGGAUAGCCGGCUGUUUGGCGGCAUAGCGCCCGAUCUCAAGGAAAAGCUCGCGGACCCCAAGUACAACAUCGCGCUCCAGAACCACAUGUACGGCAUCCCGCCGAGCUACUAUGACAAGUUCCCUCUUCUGGCCAAGUGGUACAAGGCGCUGAGCACCACCAAAGACCGCAACGGCCUGGAGUACAUCUCCACCAUGGAAGGCGUCAAGUACCCUUUCUUUGGCACUCAGUGGCAUCCCGAGAAGCCGCCGUACGAGUUCGGCAUGGAGGAGGUGCCGCACAGCCUGGACGCCAUCCGCGUGUCGCAGCACUUGUCUAAUGUGUUCAUGGAAUUCGCACGCCAGUCAUCGCACAAGCCGGUCUCCAAGGAGGAGGAGCUAGCCAUGCAGAUCUAUUCCACGGCGCCCAUCUUCUCAGCGCGCUUUGAGGUGAUGGACGAGGAGAACUACGACGGCCCCGACAUCACGUACUACUUUGACACCCCGGACAAGCCCCCGCACGGCCCCGAUGAUGAUGAGGGUGAGGACAGCGGGCCCAGGCUUGGCAACUCGGCGAGCCAGGAGCAGGAGCAGCACAACGAGAAGGAGGACGAGGAGGCCAGUAUGGCCGCACAGCAUUACCGGUUUUGGAGCACUCAACAGGGCUUCUUCUGA